Messenger RNA from Coffea eugenioides, 2309 nucleotides. RefSeq lists its product as uncharacterized. NCBI's taxonomy places the organism in Eukaryota, Viridiplantae, Streptophyta, Magnoliopsida, Gentianales, Rubiaceae. Bases 410 to 2098 code for a protein of 562 amino acids. The record is from RefSeq and is a predicted model, not a curated record. The transcript has 11 exons.
AUAUAUUAUUAUAUAUAUCCAAAAAAUACGUAUCUAUUUCACAAGGGGGAGUUAGGAUCCGACUCCGUCACCGUCCCCGUCGGACCCCCACCAUUGCAGCUCUCCCUCUCCCCGUCCGGUCAUUGCUCCUUUUUUUUGUCUUUGGUCGUAUCGGAGUGCGAGAGGGAGGGAGGUUCACGGCUCAGGGCUGUUUUUUCCUUGCAUUUCUUCCCCCCAAGCCUCUUUAUUAAGUGUACUUGAAAUUGUAGAAAGUCAUGGGAGGAUUCUUACUUCGUCGCUGAUCCAUUUGCCAGCCUUUUUCCAGUUACAGUCUCAGUGAUUUUACUGGAGAUGCUUGCUUUUUGCUAAGUACUUGUUGGUCAGGUUGGCAUCAUAAUUGUUGUAACUUCCUUUUGACUCAGUUUUCAUUAUGGGUGCUUGUGUGUCAACUCCAUCCCAUAACAUUAAGGCCCGGAGGAGACCUUAUUAUCGGCCAAGAAAACAUAAAGGGAAGCUUUCUAAUAAUGUAGCAGAUGGGAUUCGAAAAAGGAACAGUGAUGCUCGAGUAGCAGAUUUUUCACUUAGUGAGUUUGUUCACACAACCACUACCUGCAGGAGAUCUGAGGUUUCUAAUGCGACAUUCCAUCUUACUCAGUUGCAGUGGCACCAUAGUCAAGUUGAUGCUAAUGUUAUUUGUCACGAAGAUGCAUGGUUUGACACACUCAGCAUUCUGGACUCAGAUUCCGAUGAUGACUUUAGCAGUGUUCAUGGAGACGUUUUACCUAUCAAAUCCAGUGGACAAGUGCUUCAGUACGAAACUUCAUCAUGCUUUAUGGAUAGCAAGUGCACAUACAAAGAAUACCAUGAAAGAUAUUUGAAAAUAGAUAAUGGUAAGUCAGAGAAGCGCAUGAGCAUAGAUGGAGUCAAGGAGCCAAACAAAUAUGCACUUGUAAGCACUCAAGGGUAUGAACUGCCAUGCUUAGCACAGACUGAAGAGCUUGGAACCAAAAGGAAGAAACUGUUAGAUCGUGCUUAUGGAAGCUUUAGUGGUUUAAAAGAGGAUAAGCAUGAAAUGGAGGAGAAAACCCAAGAGCACAUGUUGAAGUCUGUUUUACCUAGACUUGUCUCUUCUGUAAGCUUCAAUGACAAGAUCAUCACUGGAUUAAGUGCACAUCCACAGUCUCAAAGAAAGAAAUCUACCGUUAUUAGGCUCUCUAUAAAGAGGACAUCUGUUGAUGGAGAAGAACCGAAUGAAUUCUGUGAAUCCAAAAAGUAUCUUUAUCGCCCCAGAGCAGGACUUCUAAUCCCAUGUUGUACAGAAGAGAAACCAACUUUAGGAAGUUGGUCAGUGAUAGAACCCUCAAAAUUUUCGCUCCGCGGUGAAAGUUAUUUUAAAGACAAGAAGAAAUGCCCUGCUCCAAAUUAUUGUCCAUAUACUCCAAUUGGUGUUGAUUUAUUUGCGUGUCCCAAGAAGAUUAACCACAUUGCCCAGCACUUGGAGCUUCCUUCUGUGAAAGCAGAUGGCAAAGCUCCUCCUCUCCUUAUUGUUAACAUUCAGUUGCCCACAUAUCCUGCACCAAUGUUCCUUGGUGAUAGCGAUGGGGAGGGCUUGAGUCUCGUAUUAUAUUUCAAACUUUCUGAUACUUUUGAAAAAGACAUCUCUCCACAGUUUCAAGAAAGCAUUAAGAGGCUGGUUGAGGAUGAUAUGGAGAAGGUUAAAGGGUUUGCAAAAGAAUCUACUGUUCCUUUCAGAGAAAGGUUGAAGAUAAUGGUCGGGGUGGUUAAUGCAGAGGAUCUUGUCUCAACCUCUGCUGAAAGGAAGCUAUUACAUGCUUACAAUGAGAAGCCAGUCCUAUCCCGUCCUCAACACAACUUUUAUCAGGGACCCAAUUACUUUGAGAUUGAUCUCGACAUCCACCGCUUCAGCUUCAUCGCAAGAAGAGGAUUCGAUGCUUUCCGAGGACGUUUAAGAGAGGGAAUACUGGAUUUGGGAUUGACCAUUCAGGCCCAGAAACAGGAAGAACUGCCGGAGAAGGUGCUUUGCGGUGUCAGACUGAACAAGAUAGAUUUCGUUAAUCAUGGUCAAAUUCCCACGCUAGUGAGGCUGGAGGAUGAUUGAUUCCUGCAAUGAUGAUUCACACGGUCUAUAGUCACUAACAUGUUCAGUGGGGUAACGGGGUCUCUUGGAUACAUGGGGUAGCAAUUGCUUCAAACUUCUAAACAUGUAAAAUGAAACUUAACUCCUCUCAUACGAAAAUGAAAUGUCAAUGGCAAAUGAUUUUGCCAAAACACAAAUUUUUAGUUCCACGUCAGAAACACAAAUUUUUGUC